GUUCGAGAACCAGGUGAUGUGAUUGUGAUGCAUCGUCUGGUUAUCAAUGAAUUCCGCGGUCAUGUCCAAGGUUGUGGUUACGCCAGUACCGGAUUUACCGCGGCCGUGUUUUCUGGUCAGAUCAACGAUCCGCUUACACCUCGACACUGUCCAGUUGCAUGCAGCCUUGACGAGCCGGAGUUGGACCGUGUGAAAGAACUGCGCAAUUGGUAUCAUUCACCGGCAUGUCCCGUCGAACGGGAACGGGCUAAUCCACUCGAGCCGUCUUGCUCAACUCUUCUCGGUCUGGACGCAUCCAGACCAGUUGGAAAUGGCUCUUUAUUCACAGUUUCCCAACCUGUUUCAGUCAAACGACUUUGGGGUUUAAGUGCCGAAAAAUUCGUUUCUGUCCAGGGUCAGGUAGUCAGUAUUUAUCGACACACAAACGGAAAUCAUUGUGUUGUCCUUUACUUGUGGGAUGGUCCUCCACCCACAUAUACUAGUCGCGCAGACACCACCGGAACAUUAGCUCCUGGCCGUUCUCGAUAUUUUGGUGUGUCCCGGGACUAUUUAACGUUUCUCAGUGCGACAUCCGAACAUCAGCCGGAACUGGUCGCUAUCACCGCGCAUGGGUUCACUGAAGAGGAGGCUGCCGAUUGUAGCCUCAGCUUGUGGUCUGUUCCGGUCGUGGUCUAUGACGAACACGCUACGAACUCCACCAUGACCGAUUUGAGACCGGGCGAUCUUGUUCAGAUCAACAACGUUCACGUUGACUUUUGCCGACAGCCAGAAUGUCUCGUUAGCGGCUGUCUUCGUUUGAUCGUGCAUGGAGGUGGAUAUCAAUUUUCCCGUGGCAUACAGUUUCUUGGUUCAAGUCGCAUGCUGGAGGAGUAUAUGCACCUCCUGGAAACUGGUGAGGCUGUAUCCGACUCGUUACAAGCUCUGAAUCAGUUCAACUUGCUCACAAACUUGCGGGAUGGCAUAUUGCGCAGGCCUCCUGCCCUGAAGAUGCCUGGUUCUCCUGCUGUACCGGUGCGUCGUUUCUAUCCAUAA
Echinostoma caproni is the source of this 1032-nucleotide messenger RNA. The record is from the annotation of a GenBank genome assembly. NCBI's taxonomy places the organism in Eukaryota, Metazoa, Platyhelminthes, Trematoda, Plagiorchiida, Echinostomatidae.